Phalacrocorax carbo (great cormorant) is the source of this 3620-nucleotide messenger RNA. NCBI's taxonomy places the organism in Eukaryota, Metazoa, Chordata, Aves, Suliformes, Phalacrocoracidae. The record is from RefSeq and is a predicted model, not a curated record.
CGUCCUGGCUUCAAGGGAGAGAGCGGAGCUGCAAAAGGCAGGCUGCCACAACCGCUGCCUUCCCUUCCCGGUCCGGCGCAUCAGCAGCACCUCACUUCACCACAGCUUCCUUCCCACCACAUUUGGACCGCUGUGGCCUGAGGCGAGAGCGGCCGGGCUCCACUGAGAUAGCGCCGAACCCCGGCCGAGCAGGGGAGCAGAGAGCACGGCAGCCACCUGGCCCUGCCAGGGUCCACAGGCCAGCCUGCCCCCACCUUCAGGGGAAACGGGUCCCGCGGACUCCCUUCCCCAGGAGCCCCGCACCAACCAACUCAGCCGCCCUCCAGCCGCCCAGCCCCCACAAGAUGGCGGCUGCGGCCGGGGUGCGGCGGGCGGCUCCUCCCGCCAUGCCCCGCGGGGCCGCCGCGCUGCCUGGAGACCGCCGCCGGGGCGGGGCGGGACGGGGCGGGACGGGAGGAUGCUGCGGUGCCGCGGGGCGAGGCGGCGGCAACGCGGUACGGAGGAUGCGGCGGCGGUGGCGGCAGCAGCAGGCGGAGGAGUGCGGAGCGAUGCGGUACUGCGCGUCGGGGCCCUGGCCGCACAGUGGGGGUGCCCUCACCACCCUCCUGCUGACAGCCUUUUUGUUAAGCUCUGCUGAUGGCAAUAAUGGAACAGUUAACUGGACGACUAAGCAAGCCCACAGUUAUAUUAUCAGCAGAAUAAAGGCUGUUGAGAAGAAUGUGUACACGAUUCUGUCUAAGGUGCACUCUGAUCGGAAUGUAUACCCUUCUGCUGGAGUUCUUUUUGUUCAUGUUUUGGAGAGAGAGUACUUUAAGGGGGAAUUUCCUCCUUACCCAAAACCUGGUGAAAUAAGUAAUGAUCCUAUAACAUUUAAUACCAACCUGAUGGGUUACCCUGACAGACCCGGAUGGCUGCGCUAUAUACAAAGGACACCAUACAGUGAUGGAGUGCUGUAUGGCUCGCCAACUGUAGAGAAUGUGGGCAAACCAACCAUCAUUGAGAUCACUGCAUAUAACAGGCGGACCUUUGAGACAGCAAGACAUAACUUGAUCAUUAAUAUAAUGUCAGCAGAAGAUUUUCCUUUACCGUAUCAAGCGGAGUUCUUCAUAAGGAAUAUGAACGUAGAAGAAAUGUUAGCAAGUGAAGUUCUUGGUGACUUUCUCGGAGCAGUGAAAAAUGUGUGGCAGCCAGAACGCUUGAAUGCUAUAAACAUUACUUCAGCCCUUGACAGGGGAGGGAGAGUUCCACUUCCUAUUAAUGACAUGAAAGAGGGUGUGUAUGUUAUGGUUGGGGCAGAUGUUCCAUUCUCUUCAUGCUUACGAGAAGUAGAAAACCCACAAAAUCAGCUGAGAUGCAGUCAAGAAAUGGAGCCUGUAAUAACCUGUGAUAAAAAAUUUCGUACUCAGUUCCAUAUUGACUGGUGCAAAAUCUCUCUGGUUGACAAUACAAAACAAGUUUCCACCUUUCAGGAAGUGAUCCGUGGAGAGGGGAUAUUACCUGAUGGUGGAGAAUACAAGCCACCUUCUGAUACACUGAAAAGCAGAGACUAUUACUCGGAUUUCCUAAUUACACUGGCAGUGCCCUCGGCAAUAGCACUGGUGCUUUUUCUAAUACUUGCCUACAUCAUGUGCUGCCGACGGGAAGGAGUGGAAAAGAGAAACAUGCAAACACCAGACAUCCAGUUGGUCCACCACAGUGCUAUACAGAAAUCAACCAAAGAGCUUCGUGACAUGUCUAAAAAUAGAGAGAUAGCAUGGCCUCUUUCAACACUUCCUGUGUUUCACCCAGUUACUGGUGAGAUUGUUCCGCCCCUUCACACAGACAGCUACGACAAUACCAGUAUGCCGCUGAUGCAAACACAGCAGAACCUGCCACAUCAGACUCGGAUUCCACAGCAGCAGAGUGCAGGAGAAUUUCGUAUGACAACAUUUCAGAGAUUUGAGGCAAGUAUAUAAUAGAUGCUUCCGCCCAUUUGUUUUUUUUUUUGUUGUUAUCUGGAAAUAAAAACACAUUUCUAAAAAGCCCCCUGACUGCAGUUCUGAUAGCUUUGCUAUUUGUGUGCUUUAUUAUACAUGUAUUGGAAAUGGCAGAUGACCCUGGCAGGAUCCAUCCAGAGCUCCAGCACUGGUUUGGGUCGACAUUUAACAUUGCUCUUAACACUCACUACUGCAGGCAUUUAGAAGGCAGAAUAAAAAUGUCACACAGUUCAGCUCUUCUGUUACGACUGUUUUGUUACAAGAAUUCCAGUUUGUCUUGCAGUAAAAAAGGUGCAAAAUCACCUGUAGUAUGGUAUGUUGACAGUGUGUGAGAAAUUUUUAAAAAGGUAUGAAAUAUAAGCGAGCAUGGGUUUGUCACUUGCAGGUCGCAAUGAAGAACUGCUGUAAAAGUACAUCUUAAAUCCUCCUGUGUCUGUAUUUUCUGUAGUACCUUAUUUUGGUAGAACGCACCUGUUCUUUCAUGUUCAUUACAGACACUGCCUGCGACAAGCUCUCAGAAAUUGGGGGGGGGGGGGGGGGGAGUGUAUUUGGGACAGACAGCGUUUCCUCCUCUUUUUCUUAGUUUACGACGACACCUUCCUUCAUGACUCAGAUGGCAGGUGACACUGCAGCCACUUCCAUGAGAUGAUGGCAUGUGCCUCUUGCAGUUUAUCUUCUAAGGGAUAUCUAUGACUCAUGUUGUCAGAAGGUUAGGUUUUUAGAGUGGUACAAUUUAAAAGAAAACUCAGGUGCUCCCAAGACUUUUAGUAGCAUCAAUACAAACUUAGCAAUCAAUGUUAUUGAUCUGUUCCAGUAAGAAAUUUACAGAACUAAAAUACUUAAGGCCAAAAAAACUACAGAACUAGACAUUCAUUUUUUCAUUUUCUUCCUUUCCUACAGAGCAUUCCCAAUAAUUUACUCAGGAUUAUUAACAUACUAUCAGUCACCAACAUGAAUAAGACGAUAUUUCUAUUUUAAAGCUUCAGCAGACCGUACUUAGUAAUUUGAAGAGCAGACUGUGGCUAGUAACCACUGUCCUCUUCAGGAACUAUCUGAAUCCCCAGUAGGAAACCAUUAUUUUUAACCUUAUAUAAAAAUGCAGACCUAAUAGUUGACAUAAUGCUCGACCAGUUCAUAAAGUUAAAACAUAAUUGGGAAAGAGCUGUAUGAAAGAUGACAACUCGCAUCUAACGUUAUGUUACACUGCUGAAAACUGCUACUGGUCUCCAGUGUGAAAAGUUACAAGUUUUAUAAUUGUCUGUUGAUUGACAAAGUUCACGAGGACUAGUCUAAGGUGCUUAGAUGAAAAAGUUUAUAGGAUAUUCCUAGAAUGCAAAAGACUAAAUAGUGCAUGGACACAAUAUGCUGCAUUUUCUGUUUUGAGCUUCACAGUCUCCCUACGAGGUCUGUUAGAUCCCAAAUAGAGAGGUAAAUUCCCAGUUAAACAAUCUUUUCCCAGGUCUCUCCUUCCCCAGAAGAAAGCAAGCAAAGCUUUUUCACAUGUGUCAUCUUUUGGUCCAGGUUGUACUUGUGGUGGUUGAUAAAGGACUAAUAAAUACUAUUAGUGUGCUGUGCCCCCAGUUGACAGUUCAGUGUUGUUGAAGCAUCAUCUGCCACUGCUGGAUUGUAUAAAUUUUCAUCUAU